GUUUCCCCGGGGCAGCUUACAAAAAAGUAUAGUUCAUGUUCAACUAUAUUUAUAGAUGACAGCACAGUCAGCCAACCUAAUCUUAGGAGCACAAUAAAAUGUGUUACUUUAGCAAUAUACUAUCACAUAAAGAACAGGGAUUCAGAUAGAUCACUGGAUAUUUUUGAUGAAAAAUCACAUCCACUCACGCGAGAAGAGGUUCCAGAAGACUACUGUAAGCAUGAUCCUGAUCACAAGCACAUUUAUCGCUUUGUACGUACCCUUUUUAGUGCAGCACAGCUGACAGCUGAAUGUGCAAUAGUGACUCUGGUUUACUUAGAAAGACUCUUGACCUAUGCAGAGAUUGACAUCUGUCCAAGUAACUGGAAGAGGAUAGUCCUAGGUGCUAUACUGCUGGCUUCUAAAGUGUGGGAUGAUCAAGCUGUGUGGAAUGUGGAUUACUGCCAAAUCCUGAAGGAUAUUACAGUGGAAGACAUGAAUGAGAUGGAAAGACACUUUUUGGAGUUGUUGCAGUUCAAUAUCAACGUUCCUGCCAGUGUUUAUGCCAAAUACUACUUUGACCUACGCUCCUUAGCAGAUGACAACAACCUGUGCUUUCUGCUGGAGCCCCUUAGUAAAGAGCGAGCACAGAAAUUAGAGGCAAUCUCCCGGCUGUGUGAGGACAAAUACAAAGACUUGUCAAAGGCUGCUAUGAGACGGUCCUUCAGUGCUGAUAACCUAGUUGGCAUUCACCGUUCUAACGCCAUCCUCUCUUGAUCAAGAAGGAAAGCUACAACACUGGCACCAGCAUCCUUAGAAGUGGAAUAACACCUUCACUCCAAGUUCACCAGUCAACAGUGAUUGUGUCUUCCACAUGGAGGACAGGGUGAGCAAAUAAGCCAAGGAAGUUCAGAGCCGGAGGAGGAGUUUAAUUCCACAGGGAAGAAAAGAUGGAACUUUGUCAAAGGGGCACACUCCCUUUAACAUCCAGAGGUGCAGAAACUUUUAAUUGGUCUUUUUUCCCUUUUCUCCUCACUAAUCUCCUCUAUCCACAGAUGUUUGCUUACUAUGUAGGCCUAUAGCUGUGAACUCUCUGCAUUUUAAAUAAUGACUAGUUUUAAAACUUAGACUUUGAACAUUAACAAAAUAGUCACAAUGUUCUUUCCUCUUCAGUAAUCCAGGACCCAACUGAAGUUGCCUUUCCAAGUCAGUGCAACAACCUUCAUGCUAAUACAUACGGCGAAACGUCACUCUGGAACUGAUGCCGUGGCAUUAGCAAGCAAAGAUUUCUCUCCCCUGUCCUCCUUCAGUAUGCACACUUCAAACUUCCCUAGUUAUUGGUACACUGGUGGUCAAUUUGGGACAAGGAGUUGCUGAGUAGUAUAUGCUAAGGGUAAACAAAAUCUCUUCAUUUGAGAUUGUCGCGGCAAAAGGAAAUGUUAGGGAGAGGAGCAAAGGAGUGAAGAUCUGUAUUUGCUAGUAAGUAAACAAGUGGUUCAGGGUCUAUUUCUUGUCAGUUUUGGUGCAUCCUAUGUACUCCUAGUUAAGUUGUGGAAGAGACAGAAUUCAUAAUACACUUUCUUUUCUUGAAGGCUGAAUAGAAUUGCCCUGAAAUCCCUAACAAAUGUGUUGACUUGGUGAUGAGCUACUCAGCUAAAUUCUUCCACUACAAACAGUAAAUAUAUAAUGCUUUUAUUAUAUGCUUCCAACUAGCUUUAAAUUCCACUGUCACACUCUGGUCCUGAUGAGGGAGAUACGGUUGUUCUCAAUUCAUAAAAUGGAUUAUUUUUCCUUAGAAACCUAGCAUUUAAUUAUCUUUGUUCUGAAGUAAAAUUAUAUUGGCUUUUCCUACAUACUAAAUUUGCUCUUUAAAAACAGAAAUUCAAAAUAAAUAAAAUUGUUCUUUUUAAGAACAGAAGACAUAUUCUCAAUUACAGGCCUUCACAGUUCUGGGUCACAAUAUCUAAGUGGUUUGUACUUUAAAACAUCCCACUGGACAGUGCUUCUUACAGUUUUGACUCUUUUUGUCUAUUUAAUUAUGAACCAAGCUUGCUUCUUGAGUGUUCAGCAGCACUCAAAUUGUUAGUCUCAUUACAGUAUUUUAAUCUACCAGCCCCAGUCUGUGGCAUCAGGUAUUGAUUAUAAUUCAAUUUUGAAAUAAAUGCUACAUCUUCAGGUGGCUUUCCUUUGUCAUGUUUGUAUUAAAAAAAGAAGCUAAUAAUAAACUCUAUUUUAA
Messenger RNA from Protobothrops mucrosquamatus (brown spotted pit viper), 2215 nucleotides. It is a transcript of the gene CCNYL1, whose product is annotated as cyclin Y like 1. Gene Ontology annotation, molecular function: protein kinase binding; cyclin-dependent protein serine/threonine kinase activator activity. Lineage: Eukaryota; Metazoa; Chordata; Lepidosauria; Squamata; Viperidae. Gene Ontology annotation, cellular component: plasma membrane. The transcript has 7 exons. The record is from RefSeq and is a predicted model, not a curated record. Gene Ontology annotation, biological process: regulation of cyclin-dependent protein serine/threonine kinase activity; regulation of canonical Wnt signaling pathway. The annotation marks the transcript as partial.